Microtus ochrogaster (prairie vole) is the source of this 3948-nucleotide messenger RNA. RefSeq names its product secretion regulating guanine nucleotide exchange factor (gene Sergef). Lineage: Eukaryota; Metazoa; Chordata; Mammalia; Rodentia; Cricetidae. The record is from RefSeq and is a predicted model, not a curated record.
CGUGUGCAUGGCGCGCGUGUCCCGUGUCUCGGAGGCUGGCUCCGCCGCGGCCGCGCUCUUCGGCUGGGGUGCAAAUAGCUACGGGCAGCUUGGCCUUGGUCACAAGGAAGAUGUGCUUCUUCCCCAGCAACUGAGCAGCUUCUGUGAGCCCGGGUGCAUCAGGAGUGUCACAGGAGGUGGGGGCCAUUCUGCAGCUGUCACAGAUAGAGGAAGACUCUUUGUUUGUGGCCUGAAUAAAGAUGGGCAGCUGGGGCUCGGCCACACAGAAGAUGUUCUGUGUUUUACCAUCUGCAAGCCUCUCCUUGGUUGUCCAAUCAAACAGGUGGCCUGUGGCUGGGAUUUUACCAUUAUGCUCACAGAAUUAGGUCAAGUUCUGUCAUGUGGAUCCAAUGCUUUUGGCCAGUUAGGUGUGCCGCACGGCCCUCGCAGAUGUAUGGUUCCACAGACCAUUGAGCUCCUGAGAGAGAAGGUUGUUUGUGUCGCUGCUGGACUGAGGCAUGCAUUAGCCACUACAGUGAGUGGCAGUGUGUUCCAGUGGGGGACUGGCUUGGCAUCUUCUGGACAACGCUUGUGUCCUGGGCAGACUCUGCCAUUGUUUUUGACAGCAAAGGAACCAAGCAGAGUGACAGACCUUGAAAAUUCCACAUGUGUUGUUGCCGGAUCUGACCACUCAGCCGCAUUAACAGAUACAGGAGAACUGUAUGUCUGGGGCCGGAACAAGCAUGGACAACUGGCUUCCCUGGCUGCAUUCCUUCUUCUGCCCCAGAGAAUAGAUGCACGAUGCUUUCAGAAUGAAAAACUCACUGCUGUCUGGAGUGGCUGGACACACCUGGUUGCUCAGACAGAAACUGGCAAGGUGUUUACCUGGGGUCGAGCAGACUAUGGUCAGCUAGGGCUGAAGUUGGAGCCUCCUGAUGGCCAGAAACCUCACAAACUAGAUUCAUCGCUUGCCUUUUGGAGGCAGCAAAGCAGUGUCCCUUUGUCUCUGCAUUGCCUGACAGGAGCAGCCAAGAUUUCUUGUGGCUCAGAACACAAUUUGGCAAUAAUUGCCUUCCAGGAGAGAAUUGUUGGACUAUGUCCAUGUCAGCAGCCUGGCCACUCACCGGGAGGAAGAACACUGCUUCCCUUGGACCAGGGCUUGCAGCUACAUGUAAUGGUGACAAGUGUUGUGCCUGGGGCUGGAACGAACAUGGUAUGUGUGGGGAUGGCACUGAGUCCAAUGUCUGGACACCAUCUCCAGUGCAGGCUCUCCAGUCAGCGAAACUCCUCCUCGUGGGCUGUGGGGCUGGCCACUCCUUGGCCUUAUGUCAGCUGCCAGCACACCUUGUGCCAUGCCAGGAUCUCAAGGUCACCUACCCACUCCACACUGCCACGGAGAACACUGAAUCUCAGGAUGUCGUGGACAAAGAGAAACUGGAAGGAUAGACCAUCGGGAACUUUAACCCAGAGCAGUUGUGACCAGAUGAGCCACGAGUGCCCGUGAGAGAGCACCUUUAAUAAAGCGACCGAUCCCAAUGAAGAUCCCUGGAGAACCAGAGCAGCAAGGAGGUGCUUGCCCACUGCUCCAAGAGGACUGAGCUGUGGAGACAACAUCUUUUCUCCUCAGCAGAUGCAAAUGAAGAAGGAAUCCUCACUAAAGGACGUGCAAAGUGAAAACAUCAGCAAAGAAGGCUCCAGCCCCUGAGUGAUCUCAGCCCAGCUCCAUGGCUAUGCUCUGGUCCAGCGGCCUUUGGUCAGAAGAUGGGGCUUCUAGGAUAUGUUUAGAGCAGCGUACUGUCCCUUCUAACUUGGGGGCUUAUUUUCUGUCCAGAGUCUGUUGCUUCUGGUUCCAGGUACUGUGCCUGGAGACUCUGAAAGGAAGGCGCUCACAUAUUCACGACCAGGGCCCCAGCAAAGGCUUAGGGUCAGGUGGGGAGAAUGAAAUGAGGGGUGGAGAGUAUGCAAGGCUUCUGGGAACACCCAGCAGAGAAAAUCCCGAGUGCAGACCGGGUGUCUGGAGCCAGGGAAACUCUCAGAAGAUGGAUAAGUCUUCCUCCAACCAGGCAGGAUUCUGGGGCUGCUGUAGCAGGUGAGCUGUUUAGUCUCUGAGUUGGGAUGCCUGGACUCUACUGGACAUUAAAGCUGAAAGCUGAGGGACCUUCCAUCAACAUGUAGUUGAGAGGCCUCUAAACUACAUCCUGCAGAGUCUGGCAUGGUGGCACAUGCCUUUAAUGCCAGAGCUAGGUGCAUCUCCAUGAGUUUAAAGCCAGCCUGGUGUACAUAGCGUGUUACAGAGUGAGACCUGUUCUGAGCCUUGGGCAUCUCCUUGUAGACAGAGUACCACCUCCAGGUUCCUCUAGGCAGUGUUAAUUUUGUCUUUACAUUAUGUAUUGUGAGCUGCAUAAGAUUGUAUUUGAUAAGUGGGUCCUUAAGAAAUUGAAGAAACUGCUGAUCUUAUUCAACUAUUCUUGUUUUUCAUCAGGAGAAAAUAGUGGCUAUAAAAAGGGGGAAGGGUCAUCUCAAGGUCACACACCUCCCUGAUGGUUCAGGAUGACCCAACCAUAGCCCUGAGCUAGGCAACAGUGGAUAGGAAGUAGCUAAAUGACUAGAAGUGGGUUCUUCUCAGAAAACAUGGAUGAAGUCAGUUCAGACUCCACAGGUCUGAGCCUAGGCACUGCUUGUAGCUACAGUCUGACCUGCAACCCAGUGAUUUGAGUCUUGCUCCUGACUUUUGGCCCAAGAACUAUGCCCUAUUCCAUACAACCCCACCUCCCAGGCCCAGAGGCCUGUUGCAGCAUAUGUACUCUGAUAUGCUCAAGCCCAGAAAAAUGGAGCCAUCACUCAGGGGUAAGCCAUACUGGAGCAAACUCAAGGUUACUGUCUUCUAAGCUGAAUAGUUGGCAAAAACCAGGCCAGAAAACAUUCCCCUGUGACCCAUACUGCCUCCAGUUUCCCUCCUAUCUCUUUCAGCACUGCUGGAAAAGCUCAGCACCCUGCGCUUCUGCUGCUGGAACCUAGUACCUUAUUUGCAGGAGGCAGAAGCAUCUUUGCGUCCUGAAUAGGAUCAGCAUAUGAGCCCCAAGUCCUUUGGUCUCUAACCUCAGAUGCUGACACGUGUGUCAGAGCCUUCUGGCUGCAGGCCCAUGCAGGAAGGAGUGGCUCCAUGGCCCAUCACCUCACCUCCACUCCCAUCCUGCACUUCCUGAUGGCCGUGUAGCCAGAGACCCUUCUUACUUCACUGCCUGUCUCCAGUAAAGGAAAGCACCUGUCAGAGAUGAAGAAGGACGUGUCUAGAUUCCCCCCACCCCCUGCAUCCUUUGGUGGCUAUUUGUCUUUCUAAGACUUUGUCCAAGUUCCUUUCCGGGCAGUCCAUGAGGGAGCCAGCUCCUAGUCAGUUUAGAACUUAGCAAACUGUAAACCAAUGAUCUUCUCAGUGUCCCUGUGGGUCACCAUGGAGCGAGGAGGCUAACUGAGCAAUCCCUGAGAUCCCACCCUUAUCCACCCCUCUGUUUACAGCUCUCUGAGAAACAGUCUCCAGGUCCCAAAGCCAUUUGAUAGUUCCACUUCACCUGCCGUGUUAGACCCAUUAGGGGCAUAGGAGCUUACUUGAAUAAGAGCUCAUUUAAAAAAAUACAUUUUCCUGAUUGACUAAAUAAAUUUGCCUUCAUUUCCUACCUCUGCCCCUCAUGAGAAGAACAACGCCAUUGUGCACUUUCAGGCCUUUGCGCAGGCCCUGGAGUAAGUGGUGAAGACCCAGUAUGCAACAGCUUUGCCUUCCCUCCUUCCCACACCCACUCCUCCCUCUGGUCAUGGAUACCCACCUUCCCUUGACACAUCUGCCAUCUUUGGCCAUACUGGGUCCUCACAUGCCUGCCAGGUCCAUUAAAAUAACUUCAGAUGGUGGGUUGGCUAGUCUUAUGUCAACCUGACACAGCUAGUCACCUGAGAGGAGGGAGCCUCAGCUGAGAA